AUGCUUCUGCUGGGCAUCUUAACCCUGGCUUUCGCCGGGCCACCCGCUGGCGGCUCUGAGCCAGAGCGGGAGGUAGUCGUUCCCAUCCGACUGGACCCGGACAUCAACGGCCGCCACUACUACCGGGGGGGUCCCGAGGACUCCGGGGAUCAGGGACUCAUUUUUCAGAUCGCAGCAUUUCAGGAGGACUUUUACCUACACCUGACGCCGGAUGCUCAGUUUCUGGCGCCCGCCUUCGCCACUGAGCAUCUGGGAGGCCCCCUCCAGGGGCUCACUGGGAGCUCUGCGGACCUGCGACGCUGCUUCUACUCCGGGGACGUGAACGCCGAGCCCGACUCGUUCGUCGCUGUGAGCCUGUGCGGGGGGCUUCGCGGAGCCUUCGGCUACCGAGGCGCCGAGUAUGUCAUUAGCCCGCUGCCCAACGCGAGCGCGCCGGGGGCGCAGCGCAACGGCCAGGGCGCGCACCUUCUCCAGCGCCGAGGUAGCCCCGGCGGGCCUUCCGGAGACCCCACGUCUCGCUGCGGGGUGGCCUCAGGCUGGAACCCUGCCAUCCUGCGGGCCCUGGACCCCUACAAUCCGCAGCGGGCGCGCUUGGGGGAGAAUCGCAGCCGGCGCAGGUCCGGGCGCGCCAAGCGCUUCGUGUCUAUCCCGCGGUACGUGGAGACGCUGGUGGUGGCGGACGAGUCCAUGGUCAAGUUCCACCGCGCGGACUUGGAGCAUUAUCUGCUGACACUGCUGGCCACGGCGGCGCGACUCUACCGCCACCCCAGCAUCCUCAACCCCAUCAACAUCGUCGUGGUCAAGGUGCUGCUUCUCGGAGACCGUGACACCGGGCCCAAGGUCACGGGCAACGCGGCCCUGACUCUGCGCAACUUCUGCGCCUGGCAGAAGAAGCUGAACAAAGUGAGUGACAAGCACCCUGAGUACUGGGACACUGCCAUCCUCUUCACCAGGCAGGACCUGUGUGGAGCCACCACGUGUGACACACUGGGCAUGGCUGACGUGGGCACCAUGUGUGACCCCAAGAGAAGCUGCUCUGUCAUCGAGGAUGAUGGGCUCCCGUCAGCCUUCACCACCGCCCAUGAGCUGGGCCACGUCUUCAACAUGCCCCACGACAACGUGAAGGUGUGUGAGGAGGUGUUUGGGAAGCUCCGAGCCAACCACAUGAUGUCCCCGACCCUCAUCCAGAUCGACCGUGCCAACCCCUGGUCAGCCUGCAGUGCUGCCAUUGUCACCGACUUCCUGGACAGUGGGCACGGUGACUGCCUCCUGGACCAGCCCAGCAAGCCCAUCUCCCUGCCCGAGGACCUGCCAGGCACCAGCUACACCCUGAGCCAGCAGUGUGAGCUGGCCUUUGGCGUGGGCUCCAAGCCCUGUCCUUACAUGCAGUACUGCACCAAGCUGUGGUGCACCGGCAAGGCCAAGGGCCAGAUGGUGUGCCAGACCCGCCACUUCCCCUGGGCGGACGGCACCAGCUGUGGCGAGGGCAAGUUCUGCCUCAAGGGGGCCUGCGUGGAGAGACACAACCUCAACAAGUACAGGGUGGACGGCUCCUGGGCCAAGUGGGAGGCCUACGGGCCCUGUUCGCGCACCUGUGGUGGGGGCGUGCAGCUGGCCCGGAGGCAGUGCAGCAACCCCACCCCUGCCAACGGGGGCAAGUACUGCGAGGGAGUGAGGGUGAAAUACCGAUCCUGCAACCUGGAGCCCUGCCCCAGCUCAGCCUCUGGCAAGAGCUUCCGGGAGGAGCAGUGCGAGGCUUUCAAUGGCUACAACCACAGCACCAAUCGGCUCACUCUCGCCGUGGCCUGGGUGCCCAAGUACUCAGGCGUGUCUCCCCGGGACAAGUGCAAGCUCAUCUGCCGAGCCAACGGCACCGGCUACUUCUAUGUGCUGGCACCCAAGGUGGUGGACGGUACGCCGUGUACUCCUGACUCUACCUCCGUCUGUGUCCAAGGCAAGUGCAUCAAGGCUGGCUGCGACGGCAACUUGGGCUCCAAGAAGAGGUUUGACAAGUGUGGGGUGUGCGGCGGAGACAACAAGAGCUGCAAGAAGGUGACCGGAGUCUUCACCAAGCCCAUGCACGGCUACAACUUCGUGGUGGCCAUCCCUGUGGGCGCCUCGAGCAUCGACAUCCGCCAGCGCGGCUACAAGGGGCUGAUUGGGGAUGACAACUACCUGGCCCUGAAGAACAGCCAAGGCAAGUACCUGCUCAACGGGCACUUCGUGGUGUCGGCGGUGGAGCGGGACCUGGUGGUGAAGGGCAGCCUGCUGCGGUACAGCGGCACGGGCACGGCGGUGGAGAGCCUGCAGGCUUCCCGGCCCAUCCUGGAGCCCCUGACCGUGGAGGUCCUCUCCGUGGGGAAGAUGACGCCACCCCGGGUCCGCUACUCCUUCUACCUGCCCAAAGAGCCUCAGGAGGACAAGCCCUCCCACCCCAAGGACCCCCGGGGCCCGUCUGUGCUGCACAACAGCGUCCUCAGUCUUUCCAACCAGGUGGAGCAGCCGGAUGACAGACCCCCAGCGCGCUGGGUGGCAGGCAGCUGGGGGCCCUGCUCUGUGAGCUGUGGCAGUGGCCUGCAGCGGCGGGCGGUGGACUGUCGGGGCUCCCCCGGGCAGCGUGUGGCCUCUGCCUGUGAGGCAGCCCACCGGCCAGUGGAGACGCGGGCCUGUGGGGAGCCCUGCCCGACCUGGGAGCUCGGUGCCUGGUCGCACUGCUCCAAGAGCUGCGGCCGGGGAUUUAAGAGGCGUCCGCUCAAGUGUAUGGGCCACGGAGGCCGGCUGCUGGCCCGGGACCAGUGCAACCUGCGCCGCAAGCCCCAGGAACUAGACUUCUGCAUCUUGAGACCAUGCUGAGCGGGGUUGCCCCCUUCUCCCCCUCACUCUCUGCCCCACUGGUGUGCUGGUUCUGGCCAGCUGGAGCAGUGGGCAGAGGAUGGUGGCCAGGGGCUCACGCCACGACGUCACCCACAUCCAGGGACAAGGACCGUGGGCUUGGGUGAGAGGUUCCCUCGUCCUCCUGGACUGGCCAGGGGAGC
Messenger RNA from Propithecus coquereli (Coquerel's sifaka), 3035 nucleotides. It is a transcript of the gene ADAMTS15, whose product is annotated as ADAM metallopeptidase with thrombospondin type 1 motif, 15. The record is from RefSeq and is a predicted model, not a curated record. The transcript is spliced from 8 exons. Gene Ontology annotation, biological process: extracellular matrix organization; proteolysis. Bases 1 to 2853 code for a protein of 950 amino acids. Lineage: Eukaryota; Metazoa; Chordata; Mammalia; Primates; Indriidae. Gene Ontology annotation, molecular function: metalloendopeptidase activity; zinc ion binding.